CAAUCCGAGAUCAGCCACUCUUUCCGGGGCAGAUCGAAAAAAAAGAGCAAUUAUGAAAGUGUACGUUGCGGGCAUUAAAGCCAUGUACAGAGAGGGAUUAUAAGCUACAAAGCCCAUGCGGCGCCCGGUCUAUAAGGAUCCAGUAGUUGAAGGGCUCCUCAUCAUCAUCAAAUUAAAGAAAGCUUAAAGGAGGUUUAUAUAUAGAGAGGGUGUGGUUUAAUUGCUGGGACUGUGCAGGCCGGGAUGGCCCAUGAGUAUCAGCAUCAGCAGCAUCAUCAUCAUCAUCAUCAUCAUCAACCGGAUUUUAUCUCCGCCACCAACAACGCCGCGGCUGCUACCGCGGUCGCCUUGCACGGCUUCGGCACCAACCAUGAGCUGUACGACCUGCAAGCCGGGAUGGAGAUGCUCGGGAUACCGUCGAAGCAGCCCCACGCGCAGAACGUCGCCGACGGCAGCUGGAAAGUCUUCUUCCCGAAAGCCGGGAGCUCCUCGACCAUCGGCUUCUCCCAACCAUCGACCGAUGCCGGCCUCAUGGGUGCACCCGAGCCAAACAUGGGCACGUGGCCGCCGCAGUCGAAUCGGAUGGCGGUCGUCGACCAGUCUAUCAGGUGCCUGCUCCCUUCGGAGGGGGGCGAGCAGGCUAACAGGGAACUGUCCUUAUCACUAUGUAACGCCGACCCUUCAGGCAGCGGAUUCCACUAUCAAGUAGAAGACGCGUCGCUUCGAAAGCCCGAAGAUUCACUCCACCAACAAGAAGUGUUCUUCUUCGGGCCGUCGGCGGCGGCCGCGAGCGCACCGAUGGCGAGUCUCUAUCAGCAGCACCCUCAGCAGCUGAAGAACUCCAAAUACUUAUUACCGGCUCAGGAGCUACUGAAUGAGUUCUGUAGUUUGGGCAAAGAGCACGGCUCUUCGACGCUGAAACGGCAAAGCAAAAUAUCGAAGCAGUGGGACGAAGGCGGGUCUUCGUCCUCCUCCUCUCCCUGGACGCAGCCUCUCCACACGCUGGAAAUCCUCGAGCUGCAGAAGCGAAAGGCCAAGCUAUAUUCCAUGCUCGAGGAGGUGGAUAGAAGAUACCGAAGAUACUGUGAGCAAAUGAGAGCUGUAGUACUGGCCUUCGAGGCAGUGGCUGGAGAAGGGGCGGCCGCGGUGUACUCAUCGUUGGCGUCGAAGACCAUGUCGAGGCAUUUUCGAUGUCUGAGGGACGGCAUUGUGGGGCAGAUAAGCGCGACGAGGAAGGCGAUGGGAGAGAAGGAUCCGGUCGCGCCGGGCACGACCAGGGGGGAGACGCCGCGGUUGAAGCUUCUCGAUCAGUGCCUUCGGCAGCAGAAGGCGUUCCAGCAGCCCGGGGGGACGAUGGAGAGCCACCCUUGGCGGCCGCAGCGGGGCCUUCCCGAACGCUCCGUGUCGAUUCUCCGAGCAUGGCUCUUCGAGCAUUUCCUUCACCCGUACCCUAGCGACGUCGAUAAGCAUAUAUUAGCCCGACAAACGGGACUCUCUAGAAGCCAGGUAUCGAAUUGGUUCAUAAACGCCAGAGUAAGGCUUUGGAAGCCAAUGGUGGAGGAGAUGUACAUGGAAGAACUAAAAGAACAAGAAAACCAAUCCCCGCGCACUACCACCACUACUAUCCACGAAGAUAACGACCACAACAACAACCACCACCACCACCACCAUUUGGAAUCCAAUCCGAACCCUAACCCUAACCCUAACCCUAACCCGAACCUCAUCGAGCAGAAGCCGACGCCGGUCCAGCUCCUCCACGACUCCGGCUCGCUUGCCUCCAUCAUCAACAGCAAAGGUGCCGCCGAGCCGCGGGUGGAGAGCUUCGGCUUCGUCGACUUGGAUUUCGCGUCGUACGGCCAAUGCGGCGGCCACGGCGCGAGGGGCGGCGUGUCGCUGACCCUGGGGUUGCAGCGGCACGACAACGCCUCGCAAGCGCCGACACUCCUCUUCCCGAGGUCAGACCACCACCACCACCAGCACAUAGAAGAGAACCAGCAGCAGGCGAGUCAAUUCUCCAUUAAUAUGGACGGGGCCGAGGGAUCACAGCACCUUCCUUACAGGAACUUAAUGGGGGCUCAAUUGCUACACGACUUGGCCGGGUAGGAAAAGAGGGUAAGAGGUGGGGUUGUAUGAGGACAGGGACACGCUAACGGAAAAUGGGUUGAUCGAUCGAUGUGGUUGAUUUAUAUAUGUAUACUGGAUUUAAUUUGUACUAUAUUUUUAUUAACUUUCUCCUGGUAGGACGGAUAUAUGUAUCUUUGUGGGUCUUGUGAUAAGUAGUUUUGGGGUGAUAUGUAUAUCGCGACGUGGGGAAAAUGUUGUGGCAUGCGAUUGGGCGGAUGAGAGGUCAUUGUUUUGGUACAGGAACGUAUUAACCUA
This is a messenger RNA of Ananas comosus (pineapple), 2379 nucleotides long. Its product is annotated as homeobox protein BEL1 homolog. Gene Ontology annotation, biological process: regulation of transcription by RNA polymerase II. NCBI's taxonomy places the organism in Eukaryota, Viridiplantae, Streptophyta, Magnoliopsida, Poales, Bromeliaceae. The coding region runs from base 244 to 2103 and encodes 619 amino acids. The record is from RefSeq and is a predicted model, not a curated record. The transcript is spliced from 5 exons. Gene Ontology annotation, molecular function: DNA-binding transcription factor activity, RNA polymerase II-specific; RNA polymerase II cis-regulatory region sequence-specific DNA binding.